Wallemia ichthyophaga EXF-994 is the source of this 1005-nucleotide messenger RNA. Its product is annotated as Pre-mRNA-splicing factor 18. Bases 1 to 1005 code for a protein of 334 amino acids. Gene Ontology annotation, cellular component: U4/U6 x U5 tri-snRNP complex; U2-type post-spliceosomal complex; U5 snRNP. The record is from RefSeq and is a predicted model, not a curated record. Lineage: Eukaryota; Fungi; Basidiomycota; Wallemiomycetes; Wallemiales; Wallemiaceae. Gene Ontology annotation, biological process: generation of catalytic spliceosome for second transesterification step; RNA splicing. The transcript has a single exon.
AUGGAUAAACUUCGAUCUCAUUUGGAAAAUAAGCGUAAAUUGGAUCAUAACGGUGACUAUGGUGUGCACAAGUAUUUAAAGAAGUCGGAAUUUGAUCAAUUGGAGCAGCCACAGCAGCAACAGCAGCAGCAGCAGAAACAGCAACCCCACCAGCCACAGACGCCGCUGCGACAAUCCCCGCAACCACAACACCCACCAGACACCCUCCCAAAGGACCCCCUUACCUCCAACGAGGACUGCAUCAAGCGUCUUCGCCUCAAAUCCCAACCAAUCCGCCUAUUCGCUGAAUCUGAUAAAGAAAGGCGGCUUCGUCUACGCGCUAUUGAGCUGCUCUCUACUGAGUCUUCCAGCAAAGGUCAGCAGAACGACCUUCACAAGGCUCUUGAAGGUGUAGGUCAGGCCGAGUUAGGCCAGCUCGACACUGGGCAGAGUGUGCUUAGUGGUGAAAGUGCACACCCCACACAUACUUACAAACCCUACACUGACGAUGAACUGCGUAUCACCUGGCAGAUGGUCAAGGUACACCACGACAAGCUCUACGCCACUAUCUACAAAUGGCUCAAGAAUAUGCUGCGUUUGUGGGACGCUGAGCUGCAACAGCGUCCAGACGAAAUUAGACGCUCGAAGCAAGGUCAACUGACCACCGCGAACCAAGUCCAAACAGCUGGAUAUCUCAAACCUCUUUUCAAACUGCUCAAAACCAAAACCAUUCAGUUGGAUGUACUCUGUCUUCUAGGCGAAAUACUCCUCUAUGCUCAGGAACGUAAAUACCAGAAUGCUAACGACGCUUACCUCCGCCUCUCGAUCGGUAAUGCCCCUUGGCCUAUCGGGGUGACUAUGGUAGGUAUACACGAUCGAUCUGCGCGCGAGAAAAUAUCUAGCGGCUCUGUGGCUCAUGUCCUCAACGAUGAGGUUUCGAGAAAGUACAUUCAGUCUGUCAAACGCGUUCUCACUUUCGCUCAGUCGAGGUAUCCACCCGAAGACCUCUCGCAGAUGGUGGGAUAG